GCUACCAACGGUGUGGUGAUUGCCACUGAGAAGAAGAUGCCAACAGCCCUGAUAGAUGAAUCGUCCCUUCAGAAGAUUUCUCUUAUCACCCCAAAAAUCGGCAUGGUCUACAGUGGGAUGGGACCCGAUGCGAGAGUGCUAUCGAGAAAGAGUAGAAAGCUGGCUGCUCAAUACUGGAGAGUGUAUAAGGAGCAGGUGCCUCCAUCACAGAUCGUCAAGGACAUUGCUGGGGUCAUGCAGGAGUUCACACAAUCCGGUGGUGUAAGGCCAUUUGGAGUGUCUCUGCUGGUGGCGGGCUAUGAAGACGGCGAGCCUAAGCUUUACCAGGUGGAUCCAUCUGGCUCAUACUUCGCCUGGAAGGCGACUGCAAUUGGCAAGAACUUCAUCAGCGCAAAGACCUUCUUAGAAAAACGUUAUAACGAUGAGAUGGAGAUUGAAGACGCCAUCCACACAGCCAUUUUAACGCUGAAAGAGAGUUUCGAGGGGCAGAUGACGGAGAAUAACAUUGAACUGGGUGUAGCCGAUGCGAACGGCUUCAGAAGCCUAUCACCCGCAGAGAUCAAAGACUAUCUAGCCACCAUCAGCACAUAAACACUCACUGGUGCUACGCCAUACACCGUCGCAUAGGCUGUGGCAGUGCUUGCCCCUAGACAUUAAACCGACCAUGACGUAAACCCUAAACCC
Messenger RNA from Sphaeroforma arctica JP610, 684 nucleotides. RefSeq names its product proteasome subunit alpha type-2. The transcript is spliced from 5 exons. Gene Ontology annotation, cellular component: proteasome core complex; proteasome core complex, alpha-subunit complex. The record is from RefSeq and is a predicted model, not a curated record. NCBI's taxonomy places the organism in Eukaryota, Ichthyosporea, Ichthyophonida. The coding region runs from base 37 to 591 and encodes 184 amino acids.